AUGAAAGACGACGAGGUCACCUCGGCUUCACCUGGCGGGGACACCGAGACGGCCAAGCCUACACUCGAGACCAUCGAACAUGCUUCACCUUCCGGUCACAAUCACCGACUCGAUGCCGCUGCCGAGCUCCUCCGUAAGACGCAAGAUGCCGACGGCGGCGCCCGAAUCAUUGUCACCGCUGAGGAUAAUCGACACGUGCUGCGACGCAUCGAUAUGGUUAUCCUCCCCAUAAUGCUCACUGUCUACUUCUUACAAGGUCUCGAUAAGGCAACAUUGGCAUACGCGUCUGUCUUUGGACUGAUUGAGGAUACGGGUCUUGACCCGAACUCGGAAGAAUAUAGUUGGCUGGGAUCGAUUGUCUACCUUGCGCAGUUGAUCAUGCAGCCGCUGUUGGCAUGGCUCCUCGUCAAGUUGCCAAUUGGCAAGUUCACCAGUGUCAUGGUGCUGUGUUGGGGCGCGACGCUGUCCUGCAUGGCCGCUGCCCACAACUUUGGGGGAUUGGUGACCACGCGGUUUUUCCUCGGUGCUUUCGAGGCCGGCGUAGCGCCCAGCUUUGUUGCUAUCACUCAAAUGUGGUGGCGCCGAAGAGAGCAGACUGUCCGAGUGUCCUACUGGUAUGCUAUGAAUGGUGUUACCAAUAUGUUUGGCAGUCUCAUUACCUACGGGUUAGGUCACAUCUCUUCCAGCCUAAAGCCAUACCAGAUCAUCUUUCUCUUCUUCGGUGUGAUCACCGUUGCCUUCUCGUUUGUCAUGUUUGCAUUCAUGCCAGACUCGCCGGUUGAGGCCAAGUUUUUGAAGGAUCACGAGAAGCUCAUUGCUAUCGAGCGUCUAAGGAUGAAUCAGAUGGGGGUCAUGUCUCGGGAAUGGCGGUGGGAUCAUUUGAAGGAGAGUUUGAUCGACCUGAAGACGUGGUGCUGGUUUGCCUUACUCUUUUCGAUCUCUAUUCCUUCCGGGGGCAUAUCGACAUUUGGCCCGCUCAUUGUGAAGUCCUUCGGUUUCGAUUCAUUCCAGACUAUCCUCUUCAACAUUCCAUUUGGCGCCGUGCAACUGAUUGCUACCAUCGGCGGUGCGUUCCUGGCGCGUGGGUUGAAGAAAAAAGGCCCCGUCAUCGUGCUGCUGUGCAUUCCGCCUAUUAUCGGAUGCAUCAUUCUCAUGGUCACCUCACAUACAGCAGAACACAAAGCAGCUUUGCUAGUAGGCUACUACUUGAUAUCGGUCUACCCAGGCAUCACGCCUCUCAUCUAUGCCUGGUCCGCCCAGAACACUGCCGGUGACACCAAGCGUAAGUGUACUAGCGCGAUCAUGUUCAUCGGCCAGAGCACGGGUAAUGUUGUCGGACCACUCCUAUAUACGACGGCUGAGAAGCCUGGCUAUCAUCGUGGUUUGCGCAGUAAUCUUGCUCUUUACAUCGUUAUCGUGCUUUUGUGCGUGAUCACGAGUGUUUACCUAUUUGCUCUCAACAAGGCGCAUGCGAGACGGCGUGUUGCUUUGGGCAAGAGUGCAAUCAUUGUGGACGAGAGCUUGGAUGCACCGGAGGAGAUCGAGAGAAGACGGGCGGCCCAAGCUGCGACGGGCCAAAGCAAUAGUACAGAGGGGGCCGCCAUUGCCGGGGACAGCAGAGUCGGCGAGCGGGCUUUCGAGAACUUGACGGACCUGAAGAAUGAGGAGUUUGUAUUCGUAUACUGA
This is a messenger RNA of Phaeoacremonium minimum UCRPA7, 1686 nucleotides long. Its product is annotated as putative allantoate permease protein. Gene Ontology annotation, molecular function: transmembrane transporter activity. The transcript is spliced from 4 exons. Bases 1 to 1686 code for a protein of 561 amino acids. Gene Ontology annotation, biological process: transmembrane transport. The record is from RefSeq and is a predicted model, not a curated record. NCBI's taxonomy places the organism in Eukaryota, Fungi, Ascomycota, Sordariomycetes, Togniniales, Togniniaceae. Gene Ontology annotation, cellular component: membrane.